This is a messenger RNA of Cylicocyclus nassatus, 399 nucleotides long. NCBI's taxonomy places the organism in Eukaryota, Metazoa, Nematoda, Chromadorea, Rhabditida, Strongylidae. The record is from the annotation of a GenBank genome assembly.
AUGACAAUUGGACAAAUAUUCCUUUAUGCCUGCCUUGGUUUGGGAGCAUAUAUAUGGAGCAUAACACUCAUCGCACCCAAUACUUCGGUCUGUGACGUCCUUCAAAAAUCCACUUCAGCUUCUUCUGGUUUCUCAGUCACGACACUGAAUAGUUCAAGUCGUACUGUUGGCGGAAGACUCACUCCAUCCCCUGGUGGGACAACUCCCGUCGCACUUCGAAAUCCAUUUGGUACUUGCAUACUGCCACAAUUCGAUCCGUGGGACGCGAAUAUAGUACCGUACGUCGAUCCAGACUACAAUCCUCUGCAAAAAUGCAAUCGAAGCUACAAGCCAUUGACUACGCUUAAAAACGGUAUCGUCACUGUAAACAAGAAGAACGUGUUAUGUAUGGGCAGGUAA